AUGUUUCUUUCCGGAUACGAUUUUCGUAAAAAACCACUGUGCUCUCAAAACGUCAAUAUUCUCAAUAGCGCCAACUCGUGGAGGAUGGAUAUACGAGUUCGUUUGCGACCAUGGCUGGAAAGUCGGUUAAACGAGGGUUGGAUCGAAGGUCUGUGUUGGGUCGACCAGGAAAAAGGCAUUUUUCGCAUCCCCUGGAAACACCACAGCAAACACACCUGGACGGAGCAGGACGCGGCAAUUUUCAAGGACUGGGCCGUGGUCACUGGCCGCUACCGCGAGGGAAUCGAUGACCCCGAUUGGCCCAUGUGGAAGACACGUCUUCGUUGCGCGCUCAACAAGGCACCCGACAUACAAGAGGUGAAACAGCGGCACAAUCUCCACUGUGAUGAACCCUUCAAGGUUUAUCGGUUUAUAAGCAAGACGGAAUCCCUGUGGCGCGCCAAUGCCACACGAAACGCAAGCAUGAUCUUCGACGGCUUCCCACCGCUAAGUCAACUCCCAAGUGCUUUUGGUAUGCACAACCUUUCCACGCGUCGAGGCUCCACCUCCUCCGCUGCGUCUUUCACUCAAAGGCGUCCCGCCAUUUUGAUUAGUCGGCUCUCUCCAAUUGCCAGGGGUGAGGCUUUUCCGCAAUACAACCACCACAACCGCCCGCUCACUGUGAUUCGGCGUCGGGAUCAGCUUUUUGUAAAGAAACUCAGUCUUCGUUCUCUUGUCCCCCCAUCUUCUUCGUACGCCUCGUCACCUUCGAUGCCACAACAGUUGCACUCACUGAAUGCCAGUCCACUGGACUCCCUUGAUGUUGGCGCUAUUCAGGAGGUGUUUUCAUCUCCUUCUCCUCAGGUCUCCUCCGGCUACCCCCUCUUAACACCCUUGCAUUCUCCCAACAUCCCGGUGCUGCACCCUCCCUCCUUUCUACCCCUACUUCCCGACAUUAUGGAGCCAGAAUUCCACCAACUAGGCAUUCGCAUCCAGCACUUGAACAUUCGUGUCAAGGACACCAUCGUCACGAAUCUGAACGGCUGUUGCAUCUAUUUCGGACGGUAUGAGGAGCCGCUGGUACCUAACGCUGCGGUCUCUCCCAUCACCGUAACAAGUGCUCCCGAUCCGAUCGAGAUGGCGAUCACACAUAACGUGUCCGAUGAAAAUCGCGCCUACGUGGAGAUGCUUCUCAGCAACAUGGUUCGUGGCAUCACGGUGACGGCGAGUUCCCAUGACGGGAGUAUUUACGUUGAGCGGUUGUGUCGUUGUGCUGUGUUUGUUUACUACCUGGACGAGACCUCGGGGGAUUAUGUGUUUGUGAAAAAAGUCGUUCGCAGGGAGUGCGCCAAGGUGUUUGACUACCCGCGAUUCGCCGCGGAGCUUGAGUACUUCCGACUGGGCCAGGGUCCAAAGCCCCACUACGAGGUAGUGCUGGCAUUCGGCCAACAGCUGCGGUCUGGGAUUUCCACGCAAAACCUCCUUGUCUGGUGCCGAGUGGCCAGUUGCAGGGCUUGGUUCCAGGUUCAAAGGGUUGCCUCGGGUUUGAAAGCCUCAUCGGACUACGGUUUUCCGGCGUCCCCACCUCCCCUAAUUGCAAAUUCACACCACGGCCUUUUGGUCGGGGGCGAAGUUUCUCCCGACGAGGCAGACGACGUCGAUGUUUGUCCUGUCGACACCGAGGACGCAGGCGUCUCGCUGUACUCGCCCUCGUCUGGCAUUAAACUCGAACCGGAGGAGGUGGAGGAGGAAGUGGUGGUGGUGUCGACGUCCCUAAGUGGUGACGGCACCUCCCCGCAACACCUAAUGGGCGCUGACCACGAGGGGCCGUCGGCGGUUGACGGAGUCAUGACAGAGGUGAUUGAGGAGGAGGGCGUCGUGGAGCUGCCACAAGACGAAGGCCUAUUGACUAGUUUGGCUGUCGAGUGA
Mesocestoides corti is the source of this 1908-nucleotide messenger RNA. The record is from the annotation of a GenBank genome assembly. NCBI's taxonomy places the organism in Eukaryota, Metazoa, Platyhelminthes, Cestoda, Cyclophyllidea, Mesocestoididae.